This is a messenger RNA of Phalacrocorax carbo (great cormorant), 1256 nucleotides long. NCBI's taxonomy places the organism in Eukaryota, Metazoa, Chordata, Aves, Suliformes, Phalacrocoracidae. The record is from RefSeq and is a predicted model, not a curated record.
GCAACGUAACGGCCGCAAACCGCUCCCGGGGCACGCGGCAGCGGCUGAGCCCACCGGCGCGGUGACGGGAGGGGAGCGCCGGGAGCGGACGCGGCUCGCUGGAGAGGUGGAAACCAGGUAUCAUCAGUGAAAGUGCUGGGAAACAGGCUGCUAGAGGAAGCCCCCUCCCCGCAGACGUCACCAUCUCUUGUCACUGCUGUUGGCCUACGGCUUUGGACCAGCCCAUUGUACCCGUCCGCUCCUAGCUCAGGGAGCAGUGCGAGGCUGUCGGGACCACCCGCACCCCCGGCCAGCAGUGCACGAUGCCUCUCUUCGGGAACACCUUCAGCCCCAAGAAGACCCCCCCCAGGAAAUGCGCCUCUCUCUCCAACCUGCACUCGCUGGAUAGAUCGACCCGUGAGAUUGAGCUGGGCCUGGAGUACGGCAUCCCCACCAUGAACCUCGCUGGCCAGAGCCUCAAGUUUGAAAACGGCCAGUGGGUGGCAGAAUCGGGAAGCUUCACGGGGGAUCGCAGGGAAAUGCAGCGCUUGCGCAAACGGAACCAGCAGCUAGAGGAAGAAAACAACCUCCUUCGGCUGAAAGUGGAUAUUCUGCUGGACAUGCUCUCUGAGACCACUGCUGAGUCCCAUCUGAUGGAGAAGGAGCUGGAGGAGCUGAAGAACCACAGCCGGAGGAGGAAGUGAAGGAGAGGAGGUGGCUGGAGGAUGAGGGGAGCGAGGAGGCUGCCCCUGCAUGUGGGAUGCUGGGUCUGGCUCAGGCCUCCUGGCCACCCUGGUACUGUGUGCAGGUACUUCCUUCCAUGGGACCAUGAGUAACAAAGUGCCUCCAGCAUCAUGCGGUGCUGUAGGUACUGUGUAACGGUGCCCCAGCGAGUCAUGCCGCCACAAUUCACGCUCACGUUUUCUCUCAAAGAGCACUUUCCCUUGGUACGUUUCCUCGCCGCAACACUUAAUUCACACUCACAUUUUCUCUCUGGAGCACUUUGCCUUGCUGUUUCCUCACUGCAGCUCAGCAGUUGGUACCCACUUUCCUAAGGCAGCCUGAAAACAGGCGAUGGAGAAGAUCCCUCCUCUGGGUGGGCUCCUCGCUGCUUUCUGCACUUAAAAAUGCAGGGAGAUCCCCGUCCCCGUCCCCUCAAGGGAGCCUGGAGGGGCUCGUACAAGUUUUCCGGCUCAUCUUUGGCGAGCAGGAUGCUGGAGCUGCGCGUUAGCUAGGGGUUUUGCAUACUUCAUAUAAAAAUUUGCGUUGAAAAACAA